This is a messenger RNA of Octopus sinensis (East Asian common octopus), 1511 nucleotides long. Its product is annotated as rhodopsin, GQ-coupled-like. Lineage: Eukaryota; Metazoa; Mollusca; Cephalopoda; Octopoda; Octopodidae. Gene Ontology annotation, biological process: G protein-coupled receptor signaling pathway. The coding region runs from base 270 to 1262 and encodes 330 amino acids. Gene Ontology annotation, cellular component: plasma membrane. Gene Ontology annotation, molecular function: G protein-coupled receptor activity. The record is from RefSeq and is a predicted model, not a curated record. The transcript is spliced from 2 exons.
UGAAAAUAUAUUUAUAAACACAUAGUCCUCAAAUUCUGCCUUCAUAAAACACAAAGAAACUUUCAAGAGAAAAGUCAAAAGAGAAAAGGACAGAUAUUGAGUGUUUCCAACAUUUUUGAUUCACUGUUGCUUUCCAAUAAAGAGGAAAUACAUUGUUCAGGAAGAAGAGUUAGCUACGAAAUAAAGCUCAUUCAGAAGUAUGAAUGGAAGAAACUUCUAAUUGAUGCACUGCAGUAAAUAACAUUUAACACAUCAAGUCGAUAAACAAGAUGAAAGAACAUUCAAAUUUAUCUUCAAAUUUUACACUGGUUGAUAAACCCAAUUUAUUCAUGCAUAUUGCCGAUACUUUACAUAUUUACGCGUUACCUGUUUUGAUUGCUCUUGGAAUACCGGGAAAUUUACUGUCUUUUAUUGUAUUCACGUGCAGCACAGUAAUGAAUAAACUUCCAUCAAGUACAUACAUGGCAGCACUCGCUUUAUCGGACUCGGGUUUUCUUUCAAUUCUCUUGUGCAUCUGGCUUCAGAAAAUGAACAUACAUGAAUACGUUACACAAUUGUGGUGUCAGUUUAUUGUAUUUGGUGCGUAUAUAUUUGGCUUUUUGUCCGUGUGGUUUACUGUUCUAUUCACAAUAGAACGAUACAAAGUCGUCUGCUAUCCUUUGAAAGCAACUCAAAUAUGUACAAAGCGCAGAGCUCGUCUAUCAACUCUCAUAAUAUGUGUCUUUCCGGUGUUUCUUUAUAUGCCCAGCUUUUGGACGACUAUUGAUUAUCACGGGCACUGUUCGUAUCGCGAAGAACUGUUUGUUCUUCUUACUGUGAUAACGUAUAUGGAUACUGCACUUACAUUUAUUUUGCCUUUUCUAGCUCUUCUUUUCAUGAACCUUCGAAUAAUUUGGGCUAUCCGUGCUGUGAAAAAGCGUAUGAACUGGUUACAAGAAUCACAGCCGCAUGAGAAAACACAAAGUUUGUUAUCAAAGACACAAAUGAAAUUGACCAAAUCACUGGUAAUUGUUUCAAGUGUUUUUCUAAUGAUGGUUCUGCCUAGUCACAUAACAAGGUUUUACUCUUUAAUAUUCACGAAUUUCUUAUCUUAUGACAUAAUAUCAUUGCAGACAGCACAACAUUUCUUACAAAUUCCGUAUUAUUUAACAUUUGGAAUCAACUUAAUUUUAUAUACCGGAACAAGUUACAUGUUUCGUCGAGGUUUCCUGGAAAUUUACCGAAAUAUUAAAGAGAAGAUUCAAUGUAUAAUACCAACAUGAUAUAAUACUACAAACUUCGAAUUUCCUUAUUAUUUUCCUUGCAUUCUAUAAACGUUUUAUUUCCAAUCAUAAAUAACAGAAUGAUACUUACUUUUAUAUGGAUCUCUUUAACAAUUAUUGGUGUUAUGAUUAAACUUUUAAAAAAAUGUUAACCACCAUUUUCAGCAACAUAUCGUAGUUAAAACAAAGGCUUCAGUUACACAAUUAUCCCAAAAUUAAUAAUUAUCCAUGCAAGUAUGUAUGUUAAUA